Molecule: messenger RNA, 737 nt
Organism: Saccostrea cuccullata (small rock oyster)
Lineage: Eukaryota; Metazoa; Mollusca; Bivalvia; Ostreida; Ostreidae
Product: amine oxidase [flavin-containing]-like
Exons: 6
Molecular function (GO): oxidoreductase activity
Source: RefSeq, a predicted model, not a curated record
UGUUCAAAAUGAAUGUAGAUGUUGUGAUUGUGGGCGGAGGUAUAUCGGGACUGACUGCUGCGUAUCAACUCCAUAAAAAGGACUCAUCUUUACAGAUCGUUGUGUUAGAGGCCAAAAACAGAGUUGGUGGACGAACAUUAACAUUACCACUAAAGGCAGCAGAUGGAACAGACAAUUUUGACCUCGGAGGCCAGUGGGUUGGAAGGUGCCAGCCCCACAUCAUGGCCCUGUUGGAGGAGCUGGGACUCACACAUGUACAGUAUCUGGAGGGCAAGAAGUUUAUGCAGCUGGGAAGUGACAGAAUCAGCAGCUAUAGCUCAGAUAUCCCCUCGCUGUCUCCACUAGCACUGAUUGAUCUACAGAAGUUAAUGUUCAAGCUGGAAUGGAUGAGAAAACAAGUUGAUAUCCGUGAUCCAUACCAGAGUCCGUAUGGAGCUGAGUGGGAUGCCAUGACCUUGGACACAUUUGUCAAUAACCAACUUUGGACCAAAGGUGCCAGAGAUGCUAUAGAGACAGCCUUGCGUGGUAUGCUUGGUGUGGAGUUAUCACAGAUCUCUGUACUGUACUUUAUAAGUUAUAUGAGUGCUGCUGGUGGUCUUAAGAAUCUGAUAGAGGCUACAGAAUACACAGCACAGGAAUAUAAAAUUGUGGGAGGAGCCCAGCAGAUCAGUCAGAAGUUAGCAGCUUCCCCUCCAUCUUGUGUUCAGAUGCAGCAACCUGUCAGCAAAAUCACACAG